Daldinia decipiens is the source of this 1767-nucleotide messenger RNA. RefSeq lists its product as uncharacterized. The record is from RefSeq and is a predicted model, not a curated record. The coding region runs from base 436 to 1566 and encodes 376 amino acids. The transcript is spliced from 6 exons. NCBI's taxonomy places the organism in Eukaryota, Fungi, Ascomycota, Sordariomycetes, Xylariales, Hypoxylaceae. Gene Ontology annotation, molecular function: NAD binding.
CUUUAUAUGUUUCAAGUCCGUUAAGGCAUAGCUUUAUCUGCUAUCUUCUAUCUACCUACUUAUGAACUUGAGAUAAAGAAUAUGAAGGAAUUAGUUCACCAAUCAUAUAGGAAAGCAUCCUUAUUGUGAAGAGUCUUUAAAAGUCAAGUCAAAAGUUCUAAUAAUUUAUGUAAUCGAGCAUCGCGUUCAAUUGAUCCAACAUUAGCCGGAAAGGAAGUUUGUGCUUCAAUUACUCUUUUCGUACAGUCCGAUUGCGCCAUCGAUCCGACCAAAGUCGGCAGCGUCUAAGGCGGGGAAUUGCAUUGCAUUGACACGGUAUCACAAUUUCAAUUUCAAUGCCCAAACGGCUCAAACUCCAUAACAUACAUACCUCAUACAUACAUACAUACAAACAAAAACUUUACUUAGACUAAGUUUAUUAAGACCGCCCCAAUCAUGAGAAACGUCCUGAUUGAAAACCCCUCAGGCACCCCCGUGGCUGAGAUGGCUACGAAUAGUGGUUUGGCGGGACACAAGAUCCUGCUAAUCGUGCCCUGGGACCCUCCCGCGGGAUACGUCGAUGGCUUGCGCAAGACCUAUCCCGGCCUCAAGGUAUUCCAUAUUCGUUGGGAUAGAUGGAGCAAGCCCGACCUCCCACCCAAUAUUACGCCUGAGGAUUGGAAAACAGUCACUAUCCUUCUCAUUGGCCCUCAGUUCCCUACUAGAGAACAGGCGCCUGCGCUGCAGCUGGUACAACUUCAGAGCGCCGGGGCAAAUUAUAUAUUAAACAAUCCUCUGUUCACCGAGACUGAUAUUGCUUUUUGCACUGCCAAUGGCGUUCAUCCACCGCAAAUCGCAGAAUGGGUCAUAAGCACAUACCUCGCUUUCCAGCAUAAUAUCCCGCAUUUCCUCGAACAUCAGAAAGCGCACAGGUGGGAGCAUAGUUAUGACGACUCGGACACCCAAGAUGCUGUCAACCAACGGGUCGGCAUAUUUGGAUACGGAAGUAUCGGAAGACAGGUGGCACGAAUAGCCAAAGCUAUUGGCAUGGAAGUGUAUGCGUACACGAACAGACCUAGGCCUACGCCCGAGUCUCGUCGCGACAACUCAUACAUCGUCCCGGGCCUCGGCGACCCAGAAGGAUCUCUCCCGUCAAAAUGGUUCUCGGGGACGAAGCCAGAAGAAAUCCACGAGUUCCUCUCCGCGGACCUGGACCUCCUCGUGCUAGCCGUGCCCCUAACGCCCCAGACACAGGGGCUUAUCGCAGCGCCGCAGCUCAAGCUCCUCCAGAAGAAACACACCUUCGUCAGCAACAUCGGCCGGGGCCCUGUCGUCAACACGGACGACCUGGUCAUCGCGCUCAACGAAGAAUGGAUCCGCGGCGCCGCCCUCGACGUCACGGACCCGGAGCCCCUGCCGAAGGGCCACCCGCUCUGGGACGCCAAAAACGUCAUCAUCACGCCUCACAUCAGCGGUAAGUCGACGAGCUAUAACCGCCGCCUGCUGGAUAUCCUAGACAUUAAUCUUCGUAACUUGAGCGAGGGUAAGGAGUUUAUGAACCGGGUGAGCAAGAAGAGGGGUUAUUAGACUCGGUGUUUGAUUGGGAUUUGGGGUGGAGGAUAUGCUUCCGGCCUUUCCGUUGGUGAAGGAAAAAAGGAAAUUAGGGGUGAUUGAAAAGUCAAAGUCGUUAAUUGUAUCAAUUACAUAUUUUACACAUUUAUCUUUGUCCUGUAUAGUUCCUUAUAGAUAUGUCAGGGUCUAUUAUAUAUUUGGAUAUACACCCUCUCU